Molecule: messenger RNA, 1158 nt
Organism: Kluyveromyces lactis
Lineage: Eukaryota; Fungi; Ascomycota; Saccharomycetes; Saccharomycetales; Saccharomycetaceae
Gene: INO2
Product: Ino2p
Exons: 1
Coding region: 1-1158 (385 amino acids)
Molecular function (GO): protein dimerization activity
Source: RefSeq, a predicted model, not a curated record
AUGGAAGCUCAAAGCCAAGGUGGCCUCGGUUCUCUGUUGGACAUGGAUUUGGAAGGUUUAGAUUUCGAGACUGCCUAUGAGUUAAUUAAUGAGAAAGCGGAACUAUGGGAUGAUUCAAACGAUCAAUUUCAUAUGAAUCUUGUAGAUGAUUCUCAGUUCUUCAACCAUAUGACUGUUGUUCCAGAGAAUGCUUCGACAGGAGGGGAUCAGCAUACUAAUACUGAUGAGGAAGUUGACAAAGUAGUCAAUAGAGAUAGAGCUUUCCAAGAAGAAAAAGACACAAAGCCAGCUGCAUCACAAAUCACCCAUUCUGUUCCUAGUAGCAGACCGCAGACUCCCCGAAACCACAUUUCAUCACCUUUCGGGGCGUUUGGUGAACACUCUGGAAACUCACAUAACGAAGGUUUGUUGAGUGUGAACGAGUCGCAUGCAAUUGAGCACUUUUUGGAUAGUUUAUUAACUACCUCACCGUCAAAGGCUUCUAAUGCCGCCCUUUUCUCUCCGAAACUGGCUCAAAAUUUUAUGCGAAAUGCGGAACAUUUGGGAGCUGAUCCUCAUACCUAUAUUUUCGACCAUACUGAACUACAAACCACAAUAUCCAGACAUUUCCAGGAUAAGUCAACCACUAAGCAGGGAGAAAGGCUGGACACAAAGAUUGCCAUUGCGGCAUCCCCAUCUCAUGAAGAAAAAAACAAUAAUGUAAAUUCCAAGGAUAUUCUAAAAAAUGACAAUGGUAGUAAAGGUAAAUCUACUACGAUAGAACCCAUGAUUCUUCCAAUAUUCGAAUCAUAUGAACAGUACAAGCCAAUUGAUCCCAAAAUUCCUAUCGUUGAAGUUCCUGAACACGUCAUUCCUGAAGAUAUCUCAAGCGAUGCUGCAGAGCUGCGAAGGUGGAAACAUGUCUAUUUAGAGAAACAAAGAAGAAACACUUUCAAAAGAGAAUACGAUGAGUUGAUCGGGAUGAUACGAUAUCCACGACCAGUUUGGACUGAAGUUCAUAAGAAUCUGCCGAAAUCAAAAGAAAUCAUCUCCCUUGACUACAAACUCCCGAAGAAGGAAGGGAAAAGAAUCACGAAACAUACACUGUUAAAUUAUAUCGUCCAGGACAUCCAGCUGCUUUUACUGGCGAAUGAGGAGCUUGAACAACUUUGUAAAUGA